Messenger RNA from Nothoprocta perdicaria, 2403 nucleotides. It is a transcript of the gene ZXDC, whose product is annotated as ZXD family zinc finger C. Gene Ontology annotation, cellular component: nucleus. Gene Ontology annotation, biological process: regulation of transcription by RNA polymerase II. The record is from RefSeq and is a predicted model, not a curated record. The transcript is spliced from 10 exons. The annotation marks the transcript as partial. NCBI's taxonomy places the organism in Eukaryota, Metazoa, Chordata, Aves, Tinamiformes, Tinamidae. Gene Ontology annotation, molecular function: transcription coregulator activity.
GCGGCGGCGGCGGCGCGGCCCUUCGGCUGCCCGGUGCCCGGCUGCGCCUGGUCCUUCGCCACGGCCUACAAGCUGCGGCGCCACCUGCACUCGCACGACAAGCUGCGGCCGUUCGCGUGCGCCGCGCCGGGCUGCGCCAAGCGCUUCACCACCGUCUACAACCUGCGCGCCCACAGCCGCGCGCACGAGCAGGAGGCGGCGCACAAGUGCGAGGCGUGCGGGCAGCGCUUCCCCAGCGCCGCCCGCCUCGCCGCCCACCGCCGCCGCAGCCACCUGGAGCCCGAGCGGCCCUUCCGCUGCGACUACCCCGGCUGUGAGAGGACGUUCAUCACGGUGAGCGCCCUCUUCUCGCACAACCGAGCCCACUUCAGGGAGCAGGAGCAGUUCUCCUGCUCCUUCCCCGGCUGCAACAAGCAGUACGACAAGGCCUGCCGCCUCAAGAUCCACAUGAGGAGCCACACAGGUGAAAGGCCUUUUAUCUGCGACUUCGAAGGCUGUGGCUGGUCUUUCACCAGUAUGUCCAAGCUGCUGAGACAUAAAAGGAAACACGAAGAUGACAGGAGGUUUACGUGUCCAGUAGAAGGCUGCGGGAAGUCCUUCACAAGAGCAGAACACUUGAAAGGCCACAGUAUAACUCACCUUGGUACAAAACCAUUUGAGUGUCCAGUAGAAGGCUGUUGUGCAAAAUUCUCAGCACGAAGUAGUCUGUAUAUUCACUCCAAAAAGCAUCUUCAAGAUGUGGACUCAUUAAAGACUCGCUGCCCUGUGUCCAGCUGUAAUAAAUUGUUUACUUCCAAACACAGCAUGAAAACACAUAUGGUAAAACAGCACAACUUCAGCCCAGAUCUCUUAACUCAGCUUGAAGCAACCAGCUCCCUCACACCAAGCAGUGAACUCACCAGUCCAGCCCAAAGUGAUCUCAGCAACAUAGACCUUGUAUCCCUGUUCUCCAACGUGUCCAGCAACAAUUCUGGGAUUGCGCCGGACAUGGCGCUCGUGAACUCUGGCAUUGUCACGAUAGACGUCGCUUCUGUGGGCUCGACGCUCGGAGGAAACCUGCCCGUGAGCAACAGCUCUUUAAGCCAGGCGGUCGAUCCCUUGAUCUUGGUGGCCAGCAGCGAUAUGCAGCAGAGCCUGGACAGUUCUCUCCUGCUGGGAACCGGCGCAACGGUUCUGCAGCAAAGCACUUUAAAUCUGGAUGAUGUGCAGACCGUCAACGCAGAGGCCUUGGGCUCGCUGGCGUCCCUGUCGGUGAGGAAUCCCAGCCAAGACGUGCACGGUUUGACGUCCAGCAAUAAUUUAACGAUUGACACGGCCACUUUGACUCCUUCUAGUAGCCUCGGUGGUGCCAAUGUGCCUGAGUUACUGACGCCGACUAAAGCUGAACGCAAUUUGCUCCCCAGCUCGGACGUUGUUGGUCAACAAGAGGGCAGCAAAGUAGUGACUCAGUUUGUUUUCUCCAACCCUCCAGGAAGCUACAGUGCUCAGAAAGAAAUGGAUCUCAGCACAGUAACUGGCAGCUCAUUUUUGGAAAGCGGUGGUUCUGCGAGAACAGACUACAGAGCCAUUCAGUUAGCCAAGAAACGGAAACAAAAAGGGAAUGGGAGCAGCACAGGGGCAUCUGGCUCCGGUCAGAGGAAAAGCAAGGGUGGUAAAGUGAGUCCUACCAACCUUUCGUCAUCCCUUCCUGGUAGCCGGUUGGGUGGCAACGUUGUUCUACCAAACGGAGGGCUGACAAUAAGGGACCCUGCCACUGGAGCACAGUAUGUGCAAAUUCAGCUCCUUCAGGAUGAUCCCCCAGGAGAGGGAGAUUUGCCCUUUCAACUGAGCUCUCAGUCCUCCUCAUCACAUUCUCAGCUUACAGUGGAUUUGCCUGUUCACAUACUUCAGGAGCCACACAAUUCCACCGAAGAUGAUGCAGGUUCUGAUAACUCCCAGUUCACUGGAAGCACAAUAAACUUACAGGACCUGGAAUGACCGUUACUAAGAACAGUUACUUGAACACGAAUUGGGCAAUCAUGUUUCGACAGAGUGACAUAACCAUGUGGGUCUUUUUCCAAGGAAACUAUGAAAACUAGGAGUACUGGAUUAUGGUUGCACUCUUUUCAGUUUGCUAAGGGCAGUUACACCUGAAAGGUCUUUUUCUUAAAACGUGUAAAUUCUACUUGAUGUGCCUGUGUAAGAUACUCUGUCUGCCUGGUGGUCAGAGAGACUGAGGCAGGCUGCUGUACAGUGUUGUUUCAGGGAGAAGUACUGUAUUAAACUUCAAACUGAGGUAAUAUUUACUGUUUCCACAGGAAAGCAAGUAUUCUACAGCUAACAUGCAAAUUUAUAAUUCUGACUCUAAUAGUUUAAACUUUCCUUCUGUUGGUCUCCUAUUGGGGCCAGUAGCAUUGAGGAUUU